GUUGAGUAGACUUCCUGGGUAUGUAUGUACCUCUACCUAGUCGUUACUUUGAGUGAAAAAAAAAGGGGAAGACGAGGUACACUUUUUUUUUCGAAACUGCUCUUCUUGCGGGAUCCAGGUCUUUCGUUCCCUUCUACCUCUCCUAUAAAGACUAAAUCAUGCGACUUCUUGGAGCAGGUCGGUGUGUCCUCCUGUUGCUGCAGCUGCUGACGACUCUUCCUUUCGGCAGUGCACAACAUGCCGCGCCUCGAGACGAUGAAUUGAUCGUGUCGACGACUUCGGGAGUGGUCCAGGGCACUUUUGAUCCCGAAUUGCCCAACGUACGACAGUUUUUGGGGAUUCCCUUUGCGAAGCCUCCCGUGGGGGAUUUGAGAUGGGCUGCACCAGAGGCCCUUUCGCAAGAGGAGGAGCAAAUCACUGCGACCGAGUUGCCGCCGAGUUGUCCGCAGACGUAUAGUACGGGAGCUUCGGUCUACCAUUGGGAUGUUUUGGAGUUCAAUCUGCAAGGUCUGAAUCAGACGGGAGCGAUUUCGGAGGAUUGUCUCUUUCUCAGUGUGUGGACGCCGACACAACAGAAUGUGGAGACUGCGACGACGAAGGGACAAUUGGAUGCGGGACUUCCUGUGCUCGUGUACAUCUAUGGCGGUGCGUUUGCCGGGGGUGGAAUAGAUGUGCCGUACCAGAUUCCGACGCAGUGGAUCAAUAGGAGUCCCAAUCACAUUGUUGUUUCGCUGAACUACCGCGUCAACAUUUUUGGUUUCCCUUCGGCACAAGGGCUCGAAGAUCAAAAUGUUGGACUACUGGACCAACGGCUCGCGGUCGAAUGGGUCAAGGCGAAUAUUGCCCAGUUUCAAGGAGAUCCCAAUCGAAUCACGCUGUGGGGGCAGUCGGCAGGCGCAGCAAGUGUCGACAUGUACGGCUACGCAUACCCCGAUGACCCGAUUGUGGCCGGUGCCAUUAUGGACUCUGGUGUGGCUGGUUUGCUGGAGGGAAUAUCGGUGACAGACAGUGGCGGAUCCAAUUUCAGCUAUGUCGCCAGCCAGGUUGGUUGUCCCGAUCUGGCGGACCAGCCCGAACAGCAGUUGGCUUGCAUGCGUACGAUCGACUUCCAGACCAUAUCGGACUUUGUGGGCCACUACUCGGGUUCGCCAGGAAUAUCAUUCGUGCCCACUCCCGACGAGAAAGUGGUCUUCUCCAACUACACGGACAGAGCAUUGGCGGGCAAGCAGGCCUCGAUUGUAAGCACACUUCCCCAUCCAUCACCAACCUUGUAUUGAGAUGAAGCGAUGCUAACCCAGAGUCUUGCAGCCGCUACCAGUACGCUGGCAACUUCACCAACGUCUCCCCUCGGCCGUGGAUGGGGGCAUAUCACUCUGCGGAACUGCCCAUGCUAUUCGGCACACAUCCCAACUUCCGAGGGCUCAGUACUGAUUUGGAGUACGGCACCAGUUAUGCUAUGCAGGAGGCCUGGGUAGCGUUUGCCAGUGACCCGGUCAAUGGCCUCGCUGCUCAGGACUGGCACGCAUAUCAGACGCUCGGCAGUUCUGACGUGCGAGAAUUUGGUGCGGACGUUGCGGCGCAGUCUAUUGAUGUUGCCGCUCUCGAAGCCGAGUGCAACAACG
Molecule: messenger RNA, 1622 nt
Organism: Sphaerulina musiva SO2202
Lineage: Eukaryota; Fungi; Ascomycota; Dothideomycetes; Mycosphaerellales; Mycosphaerellaceae
Product: alpha/beta-hydrolase
Exons: 2
Coding region: 159-1277 (372 amino acids)
Source: RefSeq, a predicted model, not a curated record